UGAACUAAGUGCCAAAUCAAAAGCAUUGCAACUCCAAAUAGUAGAAGAUGGAAAGUUGGAUAGUCCUUUAUCCGCAAAGGUGACUGUACCUCUAGACUUGUUCAGGAAACAACCUUCUGGGCAGCAAAGCUUUGCACUGAACAGCAGGGCCAGUGAGAGCAGCUUGGAGCCAGGGCCCGGGCUGGGAUCCAUUAGUGCAGAGUUCUCUUUUAUAGAACCCAAUGAAUUAAAGACAUGGCAAGUCUCUUCUCCAGUGCCAGCCACUAAGAUAGAAAAGGAUCGCACUGUGAUGCCCUGUGGGACUGUGGUCACUACUGUAACUGCUGUGAAAACCAAACCUCGUCUAGAAGGGAGAUCGUCUCCACUGAGCACUGAUUCUCCUGUGAAAACUCCAGUUAAAGUAAAGGUGAUUGAAAAGGAUUUCUCUGUUCAAGCUAUCCAUUCUCAUGGUGCUCCAGUCAGCAAAACUUUAUCGUCUUCGGAUACAGAAUUGCUGGUACUGAAUGGCACCGAUCCUGUUGCAGAAGCAGCCAUUCGGCAGUUAAGUGAGUCUGCAAAGCAGAAGCUAAAGUCACCUAGAAAGAAAAGCACCAUUAUCAUAUCAGGGGUGUCCAAGACCUCUUUAUCUCAGGACAGCGAAGCUGCACUGAUGAUGGACUAUGCUGCGGCCAUGGACAGCUCCUGCAAAGAAGUAGAUCCACGCACUGCAGAGCAAGCUGUUGCAAAAGUCACCUCAGAUGAAAAGCUAUCGUGUGGUGCUUCAGAAAUAGUACCUGAUACUGAUCCACAGCAAAGCAUCCAUAAGGCUUGGGGUUUGGAGAAUGGCAGCCAACAGUGGGACACCGACACGCUCUUAGACCAGACCUGUGAAGAAAUAUCUGGGAGCUCAUUAAGUGUGUCAGAAACUGGGAGCAUGAAAAAAUCUAAAGGUGGGAUUUUGAAAAAAAGUGCGAAGCUCUUUUUCCGCCGGAGACAUCAUCAGAAGGAUCCAGGAAUGAGUCAAUCGCACAACGAUCUUGUCUACCUGCAGCAGCCACUGUCAGAGGAAACGCGCAAGAAGGGAGGCACACUUUCACGUAUUCUGAACAGAAAGCUUCUUUCCAAAAACAAAAGCAAGAACAAAUUGAACGGUGCUUCGGCAGAACCAUACAUAUGA
Balearica regulorum gibbericeps (East African grey crowned-crane) is the source of this 1156-nucleotide messenger RNA. NCBI's taxonomy places the organism in Eukaryota, Metazoa, Chordata, Aves, Gruiformes, Gruidae. The record is from RefSeq and is a predicted model, not a curated record.